CGAGGGCAGUAACUUGCAGGCAAUUCCUAACCGAUAAUUAUAUAAUCGACACAGGCCAGGGAAAUGACUAUGGAUUAAAUAGUCCGAGAUACUUACACACUUAUACAUGAACUCAUCCACUAGCUAGUACUAGCUAGUACGUGCUUAUCCUCUCCUGAAUACACCCUGAGCAAGCAAGUCAAGCGAGACGAUGCUGCGCGCCGAGCUGCAAGAGGAAGAGUUCCAGGAAGCAGACAUCCUAUGGCCGGAUGCGGCAGAUUUGGAGAAGUUACUACCCCGGGCGUAUUUCUCUCACAUCGGAAUCGACGACGACGACGGCGGCAGUGGCGAGUACUCCGGCGACCACCAGCCGCCGAAAGUUUCUUCCCCCAUCGACAUCCCGGCCGGUAGGAAGGCCGUCGGUGCAAGAGGCCCCCAAGUACCGGGUCGGUACAGCAAGUUCGGCGCGAGCCACGCCGGCGUGGGUGCCGCUAGCGUCGUCGUCGGCAGCCAUGUCUUCGUGCCGCCGCACGUCAUCGUCGACCGGAGGGCCAAGAGGGACAAGGCGAUGAUGAUGCUCGUCGGGCCCAGCCGGAGGGCCGCCAGGGCGAGGAAGAUGCGCGAGUAGUGCCGCAAAUUUUGUCGGAAAUAAUAAUGCUCUCUCGUUUCACUUGUUGGAGGAGCAGUUUUGAGUUGGUAGGUUUUUGCAUGUGUGAAGAAUUGACGUGACGCGAGUGAGAGUAUCGAGGGAUAGCAAGCUCAUGUAAUUUGUUCUUGAGCAUGGUCACGUUUGUUUUGUUUUAA
Panicum hallii is the source of this 783-nucleotide messenger RNA. RefSeq lists its product as uncharacterized. The transcript has a single exon. Lineage: Eukaryota; Viridiplantae; Streptophyta; Magnoliopsida; Poales; Poaceae. The coding region runs from base 191 to 607 and encodes 138 amino acids. The record is from RefSeq and is a predicted model, not a curated record.